Cryptotermes secundus is the source of this 3246-nucleotide messenger RNA. RefSeq lists its product as uncharacterized. The record is from RefSeq and is a predicted model, not a curated record. The coding region runs from base 369 to 1085 and encodes 238 amino acids. The transcript has 5 exons. Lineage: Eukaryota; Metazoa; Arthropoda; Insecta; Blattodea; Kalotermitidae.
CGGGCAAGUCCACACAUAAGGCGCGCAGCCUCUGCAACCCGCUCACUAAAAGUGGAAACGUUUCAAGAUCUCGUCACGGAACAUAAAGCAAGCCUGUUACAGUGUAACGUAACGGACCGGAAACGUUGGCAGUGAACUCAUCAUUGUUAUCAGUGACUCCUAUAAACAGACUGCAAAGUUCAACUGACCACUCCCAAUCUUUCGCUGCAACAUGCGAUUGCAGCCGUGUGGUUUGAACAACGGCAGUUCUGAGUGAGGCAACCAAGCUGGAAUCUACCGGGGCUUCACAUGGGAGUCCUAGCUACCACAGAGCAGCCACCGGAAAUACCGAUGGCCACAGCGGCAGAAGAAUUUUUCCGCAGAAGCUGAUGCUAAACUUCAGUACAACGGAAUUCCCGGAGCACGCUGAGACUGGACCCCGUUCCCGGUCACCUGUAGUGGCUCCCACACUUCCAACUCCGCCUUCUGUUUCACCGCCCCCGUUGGGGGCGGGGGGAUCAUCUCCCAUUAUCGUUCGAGCUGAAGAAGCCCUAAUAGUUCUGCUGGUACUGGUUCUGUGGAUAGCCGCCAUCGCACUGUUUUUUAACCGAUGGGGGAAAAUCCGUAUGUUGGAACCGUAUCAGCCCAAGUUCCAGCAACAGCACAGAUCCAGCUGCCCCAUGGUUGAUAUGAACGGCCCCAUCGGCCUGCAGGGACUUAUUCAACAAGACUCCUCAACUACUCUUGUAUGCGGACUUGCGUGGUUCACGCUUACCAUGCUAGCAAGCCUAAUCGAGAAAAUCAGUACUGACGAAAGCAACGUCUGCACGUAUUUGGGCAGAAUGAGGAUCAACACUUGGGACCGUUCGUCUGCAUCGCACCUUUUCCAAAUUCAACGUGAACUGCAUCGGCGAGCCGGUUCAUUCCUUGCACAGACCCCGCCAAAACUCUGUCUUCGUCGGAAGCUCAACGACUAUGGUAACCCUGCCUAUGAACCCUCCACGGAAGACCAAGUCAGCAAUGGAUAUACAGACAUUGGUGCUGACAGAGUGUGGACCAGGGCACUCUGGCUCCACGCUGCCUACAACAACGGUCAGGACCUCUGAGAGCCGUCGACCAUCUUGCAGCAGACUGGAAGCAAUCCACGUCACCAACGUAUGAAAGAAAUGAAGACAGUGUCCUUAGUAAAAAUUUCUAACGUCUGGAUUUAUCACUUUCCUACGAAGUACCUACAUUUUUGCUAGAAUUUUCCAUUAUUCAACGUUUAAAAUCUCAGUUUCGUCCUUCGACAUCACUCAAAAAAAAAUUUGUGUGGAGGACUUGUUGCUGUCGUACCUGAAACUCUAGUAGAUUCUAAAGGGUUCUGACGAUGGUGGAUGACACACAUAAUUACUGGGUUUUAGGACUUUUUGCAACGUCCUGAAUUGUAGGUAAUAGAAGGCAAGACGUUUCGGAAACUGGAUCUGUUUCCGACGUCUCGUGUCUUCUAUUACCUAGAAUUCCGAACGAUGGAAAAAGUCCAAAAAUCCAGUAAUUCUGUCUGAAACUCUAGACUGGAUACUUCUCAAACAAAGGAAACGUAGACGGUUAAACAACGGGUAAUAUCCAUGUACAAUUUCAGCAGUUUUACAGUCUGAAUUUAUCAAACGUUACCAAAUACGAGUAUCUUCAAAUAUCAAACACUGAUAUUUAUUUGUAUAAAUCAAUGAAAAAGCAUGUUGCCUAUAUGCUUUGGUUUCUAACGGUGUUCUCUAUAGAGAUGAUUAUAUUGCAUUGCCUCUGCGGGUCCUUUGAAACAAUUGCUGACUCAGGGUCUGCCUACUUGCAAUGCAUGGAUAUGUACUAAUGCAGUGCUCCUGACGGUUAAUUUCAUGUUUGCACAAAAGGUUAUAUUCCGAAAAGCUAUAUGCACUAUACGAGUAUAGACGGAAGAGCUCUAGACAUCGCAAUGUGGUGCUGAAAAAGGAGAGGUUGGAUAAAUCUAUAUAUAUGUACUAUAAUGUAUAAAGAGAUUUCGUUAGAUUAGAAAAGAAAUAUUGCGUAAUUUCGUAAAUAUGGCCAUCUGAAAAUUCUUAUUAAUUAUUUCGUCGAUCUCUUAAGCGUAUUAUAACUAUUGAAAAGUUUAUAAAAUAACAAAAUCUAUAACAAAUUUCAAAUAUUUUCAAUUAUAUUGUGAAGUGUUUUAAUGUUUCAAUACAUUUCUGUAGAUUAAUGAAAAUACUAAGCAUCAAGUUGCUAAGUUUUGUAAGCCAGUGGUUCUCAACCUUUUUCAGACGCGGCCCGGUAAUUUUUUUUUAUAAGACGAGAGCCCGGUACAAUUGAUGCGAGGGUCCGGUACCAGGCCGCGGCCCGGCGGUUAAGAAACAUUGUUGCCAGCAACUAUUAUGGUAUUAGUCAUUAUUUGUAAAUUAGCGGGCCAGUUCCUAUAUUGCUACACCCCAUGUUGGUCUCUUCUUCCGCAGCCACAUAUGGAAAUUAUAAAAGAAAUGACCAUAUCUUCUUGUAAUAAAAUUCAAUUUUAGAGCAAAUUAAAAACACACGUGACGAAUGUAGAUCACUAUUCUGGGUGACGGCACUUCAUAUUGCUCUAAUGUAGACGUUUCGGACAUCCUUACUGUCUCCAUAUUCAAACGGAAAUGACUAUCAAUGGCCACUGCCGACACUUACGAGUACAAUACAGUUCCAUAGGCUGACAGUAUCACCAAGGACCGUUCGUAGUCAUUUCAGUGAGGAUCUCCUAAAUGCCAUCAUCCAGAAGUAGGAUCCACAUUACUACUGAUUCCUGAUGAAAUUCUGAUAUUAUCUACACGACCUUCAAAGUUUAGCGGGUAUGAAAGCCCAUAUCAACUUCCAACACAUGCCAAACUGAACGUGGGUCAGAAGAAGCAGACAACUUCUAUUAUAUUAUAGAACCAUCGUAAUUGUGUCUGUGAAUGCUAUUCAUAUGAUACUCCUCUAGAGCGUUUCUAGACGUGUCUAUUAUAAUUAUCUUUAAAUUACAUACUCUAUAUGAAAUGGGUUGGUCAUCCUAUGAUUAACAUAAUUAUCAGGCGACAGAGAUUCUUGCUUUUGACUUCCAAAAUAUUGUAUCACGAAUUAUGUUGCUUGUACACAGAUGCUAAUGCUCUGCUCGAAUGAGACGUCGAUAAAUUCACUGUACGUGGAAUUAAUGCGUAACGGUCUGGGGGUAAAGUGCCUGGCUACAGAUCCACAUGUCCCGGGUUCGAUUCCCGGCGAUACCAGAUUUUCUGAGAAGUAAUGAGUCUG